GGCAUAAUGGUUUACAGCUAUACGGUUAUGGCUACCGCCAUGAUAGUAACAAUGAUUCAAGCUUUUCCUGUUCAACAAUCAGAACCGCUACCAGACUUGUUCAGCCCCAAACUCGGUGUUCCUUUGCCUGCUACCGACACUCAAAAUGACAUCAUGGCACUCUUGCCUACAUUCUACUCUCCUCCAACUAAAAUCGUUUGGGAUGCCACUCCUUCUAUCAAUCAAACUCUGCCUGCGUUGAGUCUCGCUGAAAUGGAGACUCUUGCCAUGGCCAAUCUGAGAGCAAACCUUGCUCUAGGUCCAGGCGUCGAUAUGGCAUCCAUCCGCUCCCAUGUCGGUGUUAAUCAGUGCUAUACCUAUCUCAAACAGUCAGUCAAUGGCGUUGAAAUUGCAAAUACUGCUGCAAGUGCGUCUGUUAGAUUCACCGGACAGGUUUAUUCUCGAACAAGUGCUUGGGUUAAUAUGAAGCCAGAUGAUCAUCAUCGGCUCGCUAAGCGGGCUGUCGACCCACAAAAAAUCAAUGCAACCCAAGCUGUCUUUUUUGUUGCUAAAACCCUUGGAAAGUCUAUCACACCAGGCUCGAUUCAAGAAUCACCAUCCACUGAUGAUUCAGGAAAAAUCAUACUUUCGGGUGCUAAAUUCACCACUGCUGAAAUUAUCGCAUCUUCAAAACUCUACAUGACGCCCGAUGGCUUGCACACCGUAUGGGACCUAAGUAUUCCUAUGCCUGAAGCUUGGCUCAAUGUUUUUGUAGAUGAUAUCACUGGAUCAAUCCUUGGUGCUUCCAACUGGAUGUCCUCUUUAAGCAUUGUAUCUAAAGAUGACAUUUCUAGUGGCUUGCAGAAGCGACAAAAAAGCACCAUUCAACCUGUAUCGUAUCUCAUUGUGCCAUUAGGUGGACGAGAUAUUCGCACCUCAGUGGGCACCCAAUUGGUCCAGAAUCCAGAAGAUUUAGUAGCCUCACCCCUUGGAUGGCAUAAUACGGAUAAUGGCAUUGGCAACAUUGCAUCUACGUUUGGCAACAAUGUUAUUGCACAAGAAAAUAGAAAAAAUCAGCCUAAUCCAAUUCUGGGACUUCGUCCAUCAGUCAACACCUUUUCAUUUCAAUUUUCCGUUAACGAUAUCAAACAAAGUCCUGAAGAGUAUGCUGAUGCAUCCAUUGUAAAUACCUUUGCCAUGACAAAUCUAUACCAUGAUAUCCUCUAUCAAUAUGGAUUCACUGAAGCGGCAGGUAAUUUCCAGGUGAAUAACUUUGGUCGUGGUGGAAAAGGAGGAGAUCCAGUAAUUGCCAAUGUUCAAGACGGAUCUGGAGUUAAUAAUGCCAACUUUGCCACUCCGCCUGAUGGUCAAGCAGGCAUAAUGCGUAUGUUUAUAUUUACUUCAGCAACACCUAAUCGAGACGGCGCAUUAGAGAACUCUGUUGCCUUGCACGAACUUACCCACGGAUUAUCCAAUCGAUUGACUGGAGGGCCAGCCAACGCCAAUUGUUUGUCCUCUACCAUUGCGCUAGGACUAGGUGAAGGUUGGUCUGACGUAGUUGCGCUGAGUUUAGAAGUAUUACCCACCGACACGAGAAACGAUGAUCGUGUGAUGGGUGCAUAUGUAACCAACAACCCUAAGCGUGGCAUUCGCCUCUUUCCUUAUUCAACCAACAUGAACAACAACCCUCACACGUAUGCUGAUGUUCUUCGAAACUCAAAUCGGCACUACAUUGGAGAGAUAUGGGCUUCAAUGUUGUGGGAAUUAUAUUGGAACUUGGUAGAAAAACUUGGAUUUUCCACCAAUAUUAAAGAUGGUGCAAAAUCUGGUAAAGGCAACACUGUAUUUUUGCAGCUGAUUGUGGAUGGCAUGAAGCUCCAGCCCUGCAAUCCCACCUUUAUUCAAGCACGAAAUGCAAUUGUAAGGGCAGAUCGUGUUGCAAACAACGGAACUAACUUUUGUCUGAUUGCAACAGCGUUUGCUAAGCGAGGUCUUGGCCAAGGCGUCAAAGAUAACGAGUUUUACUUUAACGACUUCACCUUUCCUGCCAAUUGCAACUAGUUUAUAUUUAUGCCAAGCUUAAACUGCGUUACCAAGGGUUACUGUUGAUGCUAACAAGAUAAACGUUGCUUUUGUUUCUUGUACCAAAUCAUAUCUUGUAAUAAAAAGACAUUUAUAUC
This is a messenger RNA of Batrachochytrium dendrobatidis JAM81, 2159 nucleotides long. RefSeq lists its product as uncharacterized. Gene Ontology annotation, molecular function: zinc ion binding; metalloendopeptidase activity. The coding region runs from base 7 to 2040 and encodes 677 amino acids. The record is from RefSeq and is a predicted model, not a curated record. The transcript is spliced from 2 exons. NCBI's taxonomy places the organism in Eukaryota, Fungi, Chytridiomycota, Chytridiomycetes, Rhizophydiales.